GGAAAUACUAUAAAGAUGCCCAAAACAAAAAAGCAGGAUUCGGAUAGCGAUAGCGGGCCAGAUGAUCGAAACAAGCCGGCAAGCAAGAAGGCUAAGGAAUCAGCUGCUCCAAAGUCAGCUCGUCGAGAUUCAGGCGGAGAUAGCGCAACCACUUGGACCCUGGAGGGUCUUCGCCAGGUGCGAAUCAAUGAGUUCCGCGGUCGCAAAAUGGUGGACAUUCGAGAGUUCUACGAAAAGGGCGGCGAAACUCUGCCCGGCAAGAAGGGCAUCUCCCUAUCUGUAAAGCAGUGGAAGAAACUGCUCGAAGUGGCUGAAGAAGUCACCCGCGCCGUCGAGAAUUAAUUCAAGUUCAUCUACAUGCCAAACUAAGUCGUAGCGAUAUCCAUAUGUAGUUAUUGUAGACCACGUUAAGAAGCAUUUAACUGGGACGUAUCCAGUGAAUAAACGUUAUCUUAGGCACUAGUAAUCUAAAA
Molecule: messenger RNA, 473 nt
Organism: Drosophila teissieri
Lineage: Eukaryota; Metazoa; Arthropoda; Insecta; Diptera; Drosophilidae
Gene: Ssb-c31a
Product: RNA polymerase II transcriptional coactivator
Biological process (GO): positive regulation of transcription initiation by RNA polymerase II
Cellular component (GO): nucleus; transcription regulator complex
Molecular function (GO): transcription coactivator activity; DNA binding
Source: RefSeq, a predicted model, not a curated record